AUGGAAAAUUUGCUUAGGGAAAAAGGGAUGUGGCAUCUAAUCAAAAAAAAUGUUGAAGAACAUGCAGUGACAGACCGUCUUAGCGAAACUCAAAUUGAAGAACUAAAGAACAAGGAUUGCAAAGUGAAAUACUUACUCUUCCUAGCAAUCGACAAAGUUACUUUUCAACAAAUUUUAGACCGCAAUUCAGCUAAGAUUGUUUGGGAGUCUCUUAAAAUCAAAUUUGGGGGCAACGAGAGGGUCAAGAGAUCUCUGCUCAACACUAUAAGAUGCAAAUUUGAAAUCCUGAAGAUGAAGAAGAGUGAAACGAUCAAGGAGUAUUUCGCGAGGAUUACGGCUAUAACAAACCAGAUGAGAAGCAAUGGAGAAACAAUGUCGGACACCAUUAUCGUAGAAAAAAUCUUGAGAACCUUGACUAAAAAGUUUAUCUAUGUUGUGUUUGCAAUAGAAGAGGUAAGAAAUGUCAGAACCAUGUCAGUCGAUGAACUACAAAGCUUGGUUGUACACGAGCAGAAAUUCAAGCCCAUCGAAAAUGAAGAAUAUCAAGCCUUAAAAAUAUAUGUUUCUAUUAAUGGAAGAGGAAGAGACAGAGACAAAGAGAUGAAUAGAGAAAGAGUCGGAAGAGGAAGGGCAUUUGACAAGUCACAGGAUGAAGAAGAAGUCCUACUUAUGACUAAUGUUGAAUCAGAGGUUACAAUAGCAGCUCCACCAAAAGUAUACACUUGGAUACCAAGUUCAAUCACUCUGUUAAAAAUGGGAAAUGGCAUGAAAAUUGAUAUAUUGAGAAAAGAAAAAAGUAAUGAACAGAUGAUUGAUGUCUUCAAAGAAGCUAUGAUGCAAGAUUUUGAGAUGACAGACCUUGGAUGA
Messenger RNA from Impatiens glandulifera, 867 nucleotides. RefSeq lists its product as uncharacterized. The record is from RefSeq and is a predicted model, not a curated record. NCBI's taxonomy places the organism in Eukaryota, Viridiplantae, Streptophyta, Magnoliopsida, Ericales, Balsaminaceae. The transcript is spliced from 3 exons. The coding region runs from base 1 to 867 and encodes 288 amino acids.